This is a messenger RNA of Effrenium voratum, 996 nucleotides long. NCBI's taxonomy places the organism in Eukaryota, Dinophyceae, Suessiales, Symbiodiniaceae. The record is from the annotation of a GenBank genome assembly.
AUGGCCAGCGGUGUUGUCGUCGAGCCGGGUGUUUUUCAGCUUCAAACGCGCGAUCUGCCAGUUGAAACGCCAGACGGCUGGGUUCUUGUCGACAUAUGCGCGGUUGGUAUUUGCGGCACGGACUACCACAUUUUCGAAGGCAAGCAUCCCUAUCUGGAAUAUCCCCGCGUCAUCGGUCACGAGCUCAGUGGACGAAUUGCGGAAGCGUCUGGAGAAUGGAAGGCCGGGGAACUGGUCGUCAUAAAUCCGUACCUGUCGUGCGGGGAAUGCCGUGCCUGCAAGAAGGGCAAGCCCAACUGCUGUGAGCGCAUCGAAGUUCUGGGUGUUCACCGGGAAGGGGGCAUGUGUGCAAGGAUCGCGGUGCCAUCCGGCAACCUUUAUCGAGCAAACGGCCUGAGCGAACUGCAAGCCGCCAUGGCGGAGUUUCUUGCGAUCGGCGCGCAUGCCGUCAGGAGAGCGGGGGCCCUGGAGGGCGAGCGAGUUCUGGUGACGGGUGCCGGCCCGAUCGGAAUCGGAACAGCCCUGUUUGCGCGAAUCCGGGGCGCUGACGUUCACCUUCUCGAUCUCAGCGAAGCACGGUUGCGGCAGGCUUCGUCCAAAUUCGGUUUCGACAAUCUUCAUCUCGUCGGAGGCGAUAUUCUCGCAGGAUCGCUGACGGACGGUUUCGACGUCGUCUUUGACGCAACCGGCAGUGCUCGCGCGAUCGAAGCCGGUUUCCCGCUGCUUGCGCAUGGCAGCCGGUACGUGCUGGUGAGUGUGGUCAAGGACCAGAUCCGCUUUGAUGACCCGGAGUUUCACAAGCGCGAAGCGCAGAUCAUUGGGAGCCGCAAUGCUACGGCAGAAGACUUCGAGACCGUAAUGCAGGCCAUCCGCGAGGGGUUGAUCGACACGGACGCCUUGUGUUCCCGGACCAUACCGAUCCAUGAGAUUGCCGACCAGUUUCAACUUCUUGCAAACGACCGCGACACCCUGAUCAAAGCUGUUGUCACACUCUGA